AUCCGACUGGCAGGGAAAUGGCAUUCGCCCUUCGGGCUGUGAAUUCCAAUAUCAGUGAUAAGAUUAGCAGUCCUCGCAAAAACUGUGCCCAAAGUCAAUUCAAGUUUAUCGACAAUUUCAAUAAUGUCCAGUACGAAAGAGAGCAUUGCAAUGCACGGACGCGGCGCCGCAGUAUGGUAGGGUACGUGAGUGGCGCUUCACUGGUAUUUGCUUUGUGCUUGCAGCAGGUAUUUGCCGCCAACAUAUUAGCCGUAAUUUCAUUUACUUCUCCGUCGUCUUUUAUACUCUUGACGCCAUACGUAAAGGCGCUUGUCCUCAAAGGCCAUGAGGUAACUAUCAUUUCAGCUGGAAGUCAACAUGUGGCGGACUUUGAUGGCGUUCAUCAUAUACGGGUCAAUGCCUUAAAUCACUUAAUAGAAGAUUUCAGAGAAUCUUGCAUGGACUUAAAAUUUCCCAUGCAGAAGUGGGAAGAGGCCUCGUUCGUCGCAAACUUUUUCUACAAUUCGUCCUUCCAUGUUCUAAAUGACCCCGGAGUCCAGUCAUUGCUUCAGGACAAGAGUGCACAAUUCGACAUGGUCAUUGUAGAAACAACCUUUACAGAUGCUUUAUAUGGCUUUGCCCAGCACUUUAACGCCCCACUGGUGGGACUAUCGAUCUGUGGGGCCUCUUGGAACAUUAACUAUCUGGCGGGAAAUAAGGCCAUUAGCGUAUACGAGCCAAUUGUAUCAAGUGGCUAUUCCACUGGUUUCAGUGUGCUUAAUAAGAUUAAAAACUGGAUAUACAUUACAGAGGAGUGGCUACUGGAGCAAAUGAUAUACCUGCCUAAGCAAUUGGCGCUGUACAAGCGGUUUUUCAAUGAAUCUGCCGAAAGUCUGCAUAAUAUUCGGCAAAAUUUUGCUUUGAUACUGAUCAACCAGCACUUCAGUCUGGGGCGAGCCAGAUCAAAUGUUCCAAAUGUCAUUGAGGUGGCGGGAAUGCACUUGGAACAGCCGAUCACAGAGCUCGAUCAGGAGCUGCAACAAUUUAUGGACGAGGCCGAACAUGGAGUCAUCGUCUUCUCGAUGGGAACGGCAAUAACUGGCAAGUGGUUCCCUGAUAAGCUCAUCGAAAUGAUGCUGCAAAGCUUUGAUCAGCUACCACAGCGCAUUGUCUUAAAAUUUGAUCAGCCGUUGCCCAUCAAAUCGCAUAAAAUUUACCUAAGAUCGACACUGCCACAGCGUGCGUUGUUGGCCCAUCCGAAGGUCAAAUUGUUUAUCACCCACGGUGGUAUUUUGAGUAUAAUUGAGGCUGCCUAUUCUAGUGUGCCGAUGCUGUGUAUGCCGCUGUAUUACGAUCAGCUCGGCAACUCAAAGCUUAUGGAGCAAUCAGGAUUGGCUCAAAUUCUCGACUUUUCCACCAUGACAGUUGAGUCCAUUACGAAUUCAAUCAAGGAGAUUAUCGAAAAUCCUCUUUAUAAGCAAAAUGCGCAGCAAAUAUCAACAAGGCUUCGGGACUUGCCUAUGAGUCCGCUGGAGAACGCCGUCUGGUGGACUGAAUAUGUUCUCCGUCACAAAGGCGCACCACAUAUGCGCAUUUCGAUGGAAGAUAUGUCCCUCAUACAAUACUAUAAUCUGGACUUUAUAUCCGUAUUAAUUCUCCGGUCUGGAGUUGCAUUAUUAAUUAUUUUCUGUGUGAGCCUUAAGUUGGUAAUUUUUCUGUUGCAACGCUCACAAUUUCGGUUGACUGUUCCGAUUCUCUAUUGAGGAGUGCUUAUCGAAUGAAUGAGCUGAAAAAAGAAUGAUACAGAGAAAGAAAGAGAAAGAGAGAGGGAGAGAGAAGUUGGCUUAGUUGUAGGUAUAAAGCAUUAAGAGAGAGGGGAGCUUACGUUUUAAUGAUUUGUAAUAACUAAAUAAUUUAUAAAUGGAGCAUAA
This is a messenger RNA of Drosophila hydei, 1910 nucleotides long. RefSeq names its product UDP-glucuronosyltransferase 2B33 (gene Ugt303A1). The record is from RefSeq and is a predicted model, not a curated record. The coding region runs from base 18 to 1742 and encodes 574 amino acids. Gene Ontology annotation, molecular function: UDP-glycosyltransferase activity. The transcript is spliced from 2 exons. NCBI's taxonomy places the organism in Eukaryota, Metazoa, Arthropoda, Insecta, Diptera, Drosophilidae.